Molecule: messenger RNA, 3657 nt
Organism: Pseudophryne corroboree (corroboree frog)
Lineage: Eukaryota; Metazoa; Chordata; Amphibia; Anura; Myobatrachidae
Gene: PDPR
Product: pyruvate dehydrogenase phosphatase regulatory subunit
Cellular component (GO): mitochondrion
Molecular function (GO): protein binding; oxidoreductase activity
Source: RefSeq, a predicted model, not a curated record
CAAACACAGGUGUGGGUGGAUGUGGACGGACGCUGUCAUUGGCCGGCUGCGGCGGGUUACGUGCUGACGUAAGGCGCUCUGGUACUGUCAGGGAGAUCAUCCGGAAGCGGCGGGGUCAGAGGUCACAGCGGGACAUGGACUGGUGACUCCCCGACCACCCUCUCCUGCCCCUCCAGGAUGCACGCCCGCUUGCUGACAGAUCUGUGGGGGCGCUUACGAUGUCGCGGGUUGCGCUGUUUGUGUACUCCGCAGCGUACAGCAUCCACAGAGGUACCGGCUCUUCCUCCUCGGGCCCAGGUGGUCAUCUGUGGAGGUGGCAUCAUGGGUGCCUCAGUGGCGUAUCACCUGACCAAGUUGGGCUGGCACGAUGUUCUGUUACUGGAGCAGGGAAGGUUAGCCGCUGGCUCCACGCGGUUCUGUGCCGGAGCGGUCAGCACAGUCAAACACAUUUCCAUAGAAACGGAAAUGGCUGAUUAUUCCAACAAACUUUAUCAACAGCUGGAGGAAGAGACGGGGAUCCCCACAGGCUACACUAGAACGGGGUCCAUCCUGCUGGCACAGACACAGGACCGGCUUAUAUCUCUCAGACGUAUGGUGUCACGGUUAAGAAUGAGGGGAUCCGUGUGAGUCAUUACGCCAAGGCAAGUUGGCGAGCUCCACCCCCUUAUUAAUAUUCAUGAUCUAGUUGGAGCUAUGUAUGUGCCAGAGGAUUCCGUCGUAUCCACCGCAGAUGUGGCUCUAGCUUUGGUGACUGCAGCUCGGAGUAAAGGUGAGUCACCAGAUCCCAGUGGCAGGAUAUACAUCCGCAGUUGGCAAGGUGGCAUUCUCUCAGGAGGCUGAAAGAACCCAAAACCUAUUUCACGAGAGGGUCGGAACCAGCUGGAAAUCCAGAACCUGCAAGAAGACUGGGAUCACUUUGAACCGCUGCUCAGUGCCCUUCUGCGCCGAAUGCCCUCUCUGGAGGCACUGGAGAUUCUACGUCUCGUUAACUGUCCAGAAUCGUUUACCCCAGACAUGCGGUGUGUGAUGGGUGAGAGUCACCUUCUCAGAUACUUUAUCCUGGCUGGUAUGAACUAGGGCUGCUCUCUCGGAGGCGGAGCUGGAAGGUUCCUUGCAGAGUGGAUGGUCCAUGGUUACCCACAAGAUAAUGUCUGGCCCCUGGAUAUCAAGCGUUUUGGGCUGCAGAGCAGCAGAACCUUCCUGCGGCACAGAGUGAUGGAGGUGAUGCCUCUCAUCUACGACCUAAAGGUUCCCCGCUGGGACUUCCAGACCGGGCGGCAGCUGCGCACCUCGCCCCUCUAUGAUCGGCUGGACACUCAGGGGGCCCGAUGGAUGGAGAAGCAUGGGUUCGAGAGGGCCAAAUACUUCAUUCCUCCAGGGAAAGAUCUGCUGUCUCUGGAUCAGAGCAAAACCUUCUACAAGCCAGACUGGUUUGAUAUUGUGGGAUCGGAGGUGAAAUGCUGCAAAGAGGCGGUGUGCGUCAUCGACAUGUCUUCCUUCACCAAGUUUGAAAUUAGCUCCCCGGGAGACCAGGCUGAAAUUCUGCAGUAUCUCUUCUCCAAUGAUCUGGACGUCCCUGUAGGGCACAUUGUCCACACGGGAAUGCUGAACGAGCGGGGGGGAUAUGAGAACGACUGCAGUGUAGUUCGGCUCAACAAACGCAGCUUCUUCAUGAUCUCUCCCACAGACCAGCAGGUGCAUUGCUGGUCCUGGCUGAGGCAGCACAUGCCGCGUGACAGUGAUCUGCUGCUGGAGGACGUGACCUGGAAAUACACAGCCCUGAACCUGAUUGGACCACGUGCCAUGGAUGUGCUGUCGGAGUUGUCCUAUGCUCCGAUGACCCCUGACCACUUUCCAUCCUUGUUCUGCAAGGAGAUGAGUGUGGGAUAUGCCAACGGGAUCCGGGUCCUCAGCAUGACGCAUACAGGAGAGCCAGGCUUCACUCUCUACAUUCCCAUUGAGUACGCUUUGCACGUUUACAACGAGAUCAUGAGCGUUGGCCAGAAGUAUGGGAUCCGGAACGCUGGUUACUAUUCACUGAGGAGUCUGCGGAUUGAGAAAUUCUUUGCCUUCUGGGGCCAAGACCUGGACGCUUUCACCACGCCGCUGGAAUGUGGGCGGGAGUUCCGAGUCAAGCUGGACAAGGGCUACGACUUCAUUGGCCGGGACGCCUUGCUGCGGCAACGCGAAGAAGGGGUCUUUAAACGGUUUACAAUGUUUAUCUUGGAGGAUCACGACACAGAUCUAGACCUCUGGCCCUGGUGGGGGGAGCCCAUCUACCGCAACGGGGAGCAUGUGGGUAAGACGACCAGCAGUGCCUAUAGCUACACACUCGGGCGGCACGUGUGCCUGGGAUUCAUCCACAGCCAGAAUCCAAUCACCCCAGAAUUCAUCAACCGAGGAGAGUAUGACAUAGAGAUCGCCGGACAGAGGUUCCACGCCAAAGCCAAGCUGUACCCCUUCAGCUCCUUGUUUACUCAGAGACGCAGGAAGGAAGACCUGGAGAUUGGAUACUAGGAGAUUGGAUUACCGCGUCCUUUGGAUGAUGGUAGGGCAACCGAUGGGAUUAAUGGCAGACGCAAAGACUGGAUAAGCGGGGGAUGUGCUCGUCAGUACCCACCUUCCGGCUGCUAGAGGAGUCCAGAAUUAUAUCAUGAAGUCUGGGUAACAGCAGAAGUUACUAAUGCGCAGCCGGCUGGGGACUGUGGCCCUUAGAUGCCCAUCCCUGGGGCGGGAGUAACAUAUGCGUUUACGAUAUGUGACCGUAGAAUUGCCUCUUGCCUCGAUUUCACCAAUGCCCCCACGCAACUAACCCGGCUAUGUAAGUCGUCAACGCAAUACUGCGUUCUACAGUAAAUGCAAAAUACGCCCAAGUUUUAUUGUCACUUUAUUGCUCUGCAGGCGUUACGUAGAUGAUGGGAGGGAUAACGCUAACCUUACUACCCUUCAUUUAUGUGCUUAGUAACGAGAGUAGGAGGAGGUAUAGUAAUCGGCCAGGAAGCAAAGUGUUAACAUUACAUCCCAGUUGGACAGCGCCCCCUAGGGAUGGAAUGAUCAGGAAUUAGGGUAGAACGUCAGCCAAACCUCUAUCACACCUGUCAGUAUAUUCGUUUUAUUGAACCAGUUAAACAUGCCUUUGUUUUCUAUGUGACGUCUGUUGUUCUGCACAUGGACGCCGUGGCUGGAGCACGUCUGAGAUGAUGUUCCCAGCUAGUAACCUUUCACCCUAGUUCUAAUCCCCUGGAGUCCCUGUCCCAGUUUUCUGCAGAGGAGAUUGUGGGCCUGACCCCCGAUUCGUUGGACCAGAGCCGUCUUAUAAGCCAAGUGCGUCAUAAUGUCAUUUUAGUACCGAUUUUUCUACCUGCUCUCGUUCCCUCCAACUCCGUUGAUGGAAAUAACAGUGCAACACCAGAACUUACUUAAAGAUAAAAGCACUUUAGUUUCUGGAUGCUGAUCCGGAACCCGGUUUUAUAUUGGAGAAAAGCGUCCGUCCUGGCACCGCUAUGCCCGGGACGCUCCAUUUUAUCGAUUAUAUCCAGCAAUGGGAAGACACCGGCUCAUCACUCCAGGAGUGCCUGUCGUCCGUACAGGGUGUUCAGCUACAUUUAUAUCAUUGUUACUGUAUAUAGCCAACAAUAAAUAAGUGUUGAAGCACAA